GGGCAGCCCAACAAUUCCUCUCUGUUUUCCCUUCAUGUUGGUUCAUUCUUUCAUUGAGAUUAGUCAUCCAAAAGAUCCCAUCUUUUUCAUCUUUUUCAUUUGUUUUUUCCGAACUCUGAGUUUUCCAAAUUCGAGGACGACAGACAGGGAUUGCAUCCUUUGUUUCUUUAGACAUAAUGGUUUUGUUGGUUUUGGUGUUGUUGCAUAGAGAGCGGUGAUAUUCCUCAGAUGGGACCUUCUCCUCCUCCUCCUGCUUUGUGACGUUCAAGCACAAUCACAAAGAGGCAGCUUUCUUUAAAGCUGAAAUCUUUGGCUUUGGGAGGGUCGAGGUUGAAAUGGGUGUGAGCAGGGCUCACAAGCCCGGCAAUGGCAUCUCCACCAGAUGCGUCUCUCUCUUUUGCACAGCAAGCUUCUUCUUGGGAGUUCUUGUUGUCAACAGAUUUUGGGCAAUUCCUGAUCCACCGAUGAAAGAUAGGGGUGAAUCAUCUACGAAGCAACAAUCAACAACCCUUCACCCUGUGAUCGAUUGUGACAAAAAGGUGAACCUGGAAGUUGAACUAGCGACAUUAGACAAAACAAUAUCUUCUUUGGAAAUGCAGCUAGCUGCUGCUAGAGCUGCCAAGGCUGAUGAUGAUGAUGAUCUGGACGAAAGAAAAUCAGGAGUCGAGCAGUUCAAAGACCGCCCAAAGGUUUUCUUUGUAAUGGGAAUCAUCACAGCAUUCAGCAGUAGAAAGAGGCGGGACUCAAUCAGAGAAACUUGGAUGCCCAAAAAAGAUGAGUUAAAGAAGUUGGAGGUCGAGAAAGGAAUUAUAAUCCGAUUUGUCAUAGGACACAGUGCGAGUAAAGGUGGUGUUCUGGAUCGUGCUAUCGAUGCAGAGGAGGCACUACACAAGGAUUUCCUACGACUUAACCAUAUAGAAGGAUACCACGAAUUAUCCUCAAAAACCCAGACUUACUUUUCGACAGCUGUUGCAAAGUGGGAUGCGGAUUUCUACAUCAAAGUCGAUGACGAUGUACACGUAAAUCUUGGUAUGGUUGGCUCUACCUUGGCACGGCAUAGAUCGAAACCUCGGGUUUACAUUGGUUGUAUGAAAUCAGGACCGGUCAUGUCUCAAAAGGGAGUCAAGUACCAUGAACCUGAAUACUGGAAGUUUGGGGAGGAGGGAAAUAAAUAUUUUAGGCAUGCGACAGGGCAAAUAUAUGCCAUAUCAAAAGAUUUGGCGACAUAUAUUUCAGUUAAUAGGAAUAUUCUUCAUCUCUAUGCAAAUGAAGAUGUUUCGUUGGGAUCUUGGUUCAUUGGACUUGAUGUCCAGCACAUUGACGAUCGGAGCUUAUGCUGUGGAACACCACUUGAUUGUGAAUGGAAGGCACAAGCAGGAAACCCAUGCGGGGCUUCCUUUGAUUGGAGUUGCAGCGGGAUUUGCAAAUCCGUGGAAAGAAUGCAGGAAGUGCAUAACCGGUGCGGGGAGGGCAACGGCGCAAUCUGGCACACAGGUUUCUAGCAGCGGUUCUUUCUCACGACAAUUUUGUAAUAUAUUUCUUGAUGAAAAGCAAAACAAAAAGGGUUUGGGGGGGGGGGGGGGGGGGGGGGGGGGGGGGGGGGGUGGAGGGGAAUUCCAAAUACGAACACAUACAUCAUUCCAGAUGUUGCAAGCCAUCUGCCCGAUUUUUGUGCCUCGGGACAGUAGAUACUGUGAUUAAAUUAAUUGAUUGAUUGGUGCACGUAUUGAUUGUGUUUGCCCGAAGUUGAUGAUCAUCUUUGAAACCGCAGGGUCUUCUUGUAAUGUAAAGAUUAUAGAGAUGCUCUGUAUAGUUCGGCUUUA
Molecule: messenger RNA, 1823 nt
Organism: Punica granatum (pomegranate)
Lineage: Eukaryota; Viridiplantae; Streptophyta; Magnoliopsida; Myrtales; Lythraceae
Source: RefSeq, a predicted model, not a curated record